Molecule: messenger RNA, 1809 nt
Organism: Ixodes scapularis (black-legged tick)
Lineage: Eukaryota; Metazoa; Arthropoda; Arachnida; Ixodida; Ixodidae
Product: hydroxyacid oxidase 1-like
Exons: 11
Coding region: 1-1809 (602 amino acids)
Molecular function (GO): FMN binding; oxidoreductase activity
Source: RefSeq, a predicted model, not a curated record
AUGGAUGCUCCUACCGCUAGAGAGGAAGUCGUGGUGACAGUGGAUGACAUCGAACGUCUUGGUUGUUCCAAUAUGAACGGGAGUGCGAAGAGUUACUGUAACGCCGGGGCCGACCUGGAACAGACACUCAAGGAAAACCGGAUGGCUUACCUCAGGCUGCGUCUAUUGCCGAGGAUACUUCGGGACGUUUCCCGGCGCCGAUUAGAGGCAACCCUGCUAGGGGACCAGAAAGUGUCAAUGCCGGUUGGCGUCUCGCCGUCAGCCCUCCAUAAGCUGUGGCAUCCGGACGGGGAGAUCGCCACCGCUAGAACGGCGCAGGCAGAGCAGGCUCUAAUGGUACUGAGCACCUACAGCAGCACUUCUAUGGAGGUUGUGAAGAGGGAAGUGCCAGACGGCCUCUUCUGGUUCCAAGUACAGUUCGCCGUUGACCGAGACCUCACGAGGAGCCUGGUGAGACGCGCCGAACGAUCUGGCUACCGGGCACUCGUGGUCACCGUGGAUUCUCCCGUGCUUGGAAAGAAAAUCGACGCAGUAAUGCGGCGUUUCUAUAUGCAUGACGGAAUCAGAUUCGGGAACCUCGAAGCAAGCCCGGAAAACAAAUCUGCCAACGCGAAAGCGAUGGUGUCCGUGAGAGACGCCCACGUCGACCCCUCGCAGUCUUGGGAUGACAUCACCUGGUUAAAGAGUAUCACCAGUCUACCUUUGGUGCUCGAAGGAAUCACUAAUACUGAAGACGCGGAGGAAGCCAUCAGUCGCGGCGCUUCAGCGAUCUUCGUGUCAAACCACGGUGGUCGCCAGCUGGACGGGCUCCCAGCGACCAUCGAGGUCCUCCCAGAGGUCGUGAGUGCAGUCCGCGGACGCGUCGAAGUUUAUUUAGACGGCGGCGUCCGUCAUGGCACGGAUGUGAUCAAGGCGUUGGCACUCGGAGCCAAGGCUGCGUUCGUUGGACGUCCUACCAUCUGGGGGUUGGCGUACAACGGUGAAGCCGGAGUGAGGCAAAUGCUGGCGAUACUGAGGCGAGAGGUGGACCGAGAUCUUGCAUUAAUGGCCCUCGCCGAACGGAAGCUAGCAUCGACUAGGCCAAUUCGUUCCUGCUUCACCAGCCAAAUACGACAGAAGACCGAGGCCUUCGGGUACGAGGUGCUGGAUGCAAGGAGGCUCGGGAAAUCGCACUCAGCCGUCAUUGUCUUCGCGAGAAACAAGGUCCUAUUCGCGGUCAGUUUCAACUGGUUGGAGACGCCCUGUUUCAUUUAUAAGAAACCCAAGGCGGCGUGCCUCAACUGCGGCCAGAAGCUGUACUCAGCAACGAAGCGGGAAUUCGAAAGUCAAGGGGCCUCAAGCUGCUACCUCACGGUGAUACCUGUGAAAACGGGAGACCAAAGGGUGCACGUGGUGAAUAUCUAUGGCAACCCAAAAGACCAUAAAACGGACAUUCGGCGAGUCGUGUCUACGGCCGUGGAGGAAGCAGGAAGGGACCCGGUAGUUAUCGCCGGAGAGGCGCCUCACCCGGCAUGGGGGUAUCGAUUUGUCACACCCAGGAGAUUGGCAGAACUCAUCAACCGGGAGCGUCUCACGCUCCUCACGGACUCAGACCAGCCGCCGAGAACCGGUUCUAGCACAACCAGAGACACAUGCCCGGACUUGACGAUUGUCAAGAACACGGAAAGUGGAGGAAGCAAAGGUGUUCACAUCGAGAACACCGAGGAGUGGGCUAAAACAAUCUCGGACAGCAUCAAACCCUUCUCCACGGAGGUAGAGCGCACAGAUAAGAACCCAGACGUGGACAAGCACCUCCUACAUCUAUGUUAA